Peniophora sp. CBMAI 1063 is the source of this 1680-nucleotide messenger RNA. The record is from the annotation of a GenBank genome assembly. NCBI's taxonomy places the organism in Eukaryota, Fungi, Basidiomycota, Agaricomycetes, Russulales, Peniophoraceae.
AUGGCGCCCACACCUUGGACAGUCGCAGGGCUGGAGUCACAACAGGCUUAUGCUUUCGCUCAUUCCCAGCUCUUGCCGAAUCUGUUCUUGGAGACUGUUGGGAUCGGGCUGUUCAGUGGAGCCCUGCUUCUAUCGACAUAUCAAACUUUACGACCGGGCUUACUCCCGCAAACUGUACAUGCGCGGGAUCGGAUCGCCCGUCUGACGGCUUUCCUGGUGCUUUGGAUUCUCUUCGUGAUCCAUUGGACAUAUUCCCUGAAGAGCACCCGCGCGCUGUUAUUUGGAGAAUGGUUGCAGUCCCAAUCAGUGAGUAUCACAGAGUGGGACGGAUUAGUCUUGUUUGAUAACCUCGAGCCCAUCGUCCUGGAAUGCUUUUUAUUCGGGAUCUUUUGCACACAAACUGCAGUCGCCAUAUAUAUCUUCGUCCGGAGGAAUCUGCGCAUGCGGUCACACCAGAUCCUGCUUGCUACGACCCUGUCGAUGUUCGCGGUAUCACUCAUCCACCUCACCAUCCAGAUGCUCCAAGUCUUCGAAGCGUACAAUAGCGCAGAGGCUCUGUUCGAGAUCCCCAGAUUCGGCGUCGGUUUGAAGUACGCGCCGGUCAUGUUGGUUACGAUCAACGUCGUACUCGGCGACGCCAUUGUUCUUUGGCGGAUGUGUGUCUUAUGGCAGCAGAAUGCCUUUACUCGUAUUUUGGCUCUCGUCCUUCUUGCUGGCACCUUCAUCACUAGUGUCGCGAACUUGGCUCAAGAGUUCGCCAGACCCGAGGUUUCACACGAUGUCCUGGAGUACGACGUUGCUAGCCUCAGCGAUUUCACCUAUGGGACGGCAGUCUUGGCAUUGAGCUUGUUGACCAACUUGGUUGCAACUCUCGUUAUUGGUUGGAGAGCAUGGCUUUACCGCAAAAGCAUCGUACAGCACUUGGCGACCUUUAACCGCUAUAGCAUAGUGGAGAAGGUCAUGUCGCUUCUCAUAGAGAGCGGUACAAUCUACUGCAUCAUCUGGACAUUGUACAUCGUCGACAGCAGGAGCUCCGUCUUCGACCCAUCCAGAGCCUUGCAAGCCGCACAGCUCGCCAGCAGGUUCUAUACAGGCGGCGCUGCAUAUUUCAGUCGAAUCAUGCCGCAAGUCACGGGCAUGUAUCCGGCCAUGAUCCUCGUCAUCGUGGCGCUCGAGCAAAGCUACUUCGAAAACGCGUUCUCCGAAUCGAAGUUGUCCUCAUUCGUCGCCGGCCGUCCGCGAUCCGCUCGGCAUACUACCAGAAGUGCGGCGUCUAAUACGGAGGACAUCCGUUCCUUCGCGCGGAUGGCAUUGGCGCCCGUGGCCAUUCCCGCCAUCACUAUCACGGACUUUUCGAGCGUGGAGGCGGGUCGACCUCAGCUUGUGCUCUCCGUUGGGAAAGCUCCCAUCCAGUCAACGAAACGCGCGACCACGGCGGAGGCGGGCGAGCUCGAGUCCGUCCACUCUACCCGCAGCGAGUCCAUGCGGGAGCGGUACUCCAUGUAUCCAGCCUCUGUUCGCCACUGCAUGACAAUGCCCGCUUCCAUCCCCCAUCAACCUCGGCCUGUUCGCAUCUCUGCCGCCAUGUCCGUCACAUCGUCCGGUCCGAUUAUAUCGCCUCUGAGCAGGCAAUUCAGAGUUCAGGCAUCCAAGGAAGGUGAUAUCCCUGGUCGCUGCUAA